UCCUGCCGAGGCGGCUCUGAGUCUGCGCGGCGGAGCGGCUGACGUCACAGACCAGCGCUGGCCGGAUCGGGCGGCUCUGAGUUUGCGCGGCGGCUGCAUCAUGGACGACGAGGAGGAGACAUACCGCCUGUGGAAGAUCCGCAAGACCAUCAUGCAGCUUUGCCAUGAUCGUGGAUAUUUAGUGACACAGGAUGAAUUGGACCAGACACUGGAUGAAUUUAGAGGUCAAUUUGGAGAUAAGCCAAGUGAAGGAAGACCGCGGCGAUCAGACCUGACUGUGCUUGUUGCUCAUAAUGAUGAUCCCACUGAUCAAAUGUUUGUUUUUUUCCCAGAGGAACCCAAAGUAGGGAUUAAAACCAUUAAAAUGUACUGUCAGCGCAUGCAAGAAGAAAAUAUUACCAGAGCUAUCAUUGUGGUACAGCAAGGGAUGACGCCAUCAGCGAAACAGUCUCUGGUUGACAUGGCUCCUAAAUAUAUCCUUGAGCAAUUUCUGCAACAGGAACUCUUAAUUAACAUUACAGAACAUGAGCUUGUUCCAGAGCACAUCGUGAUGUCAAAGGAGGAGGUUACAGAGCUGCUGGCACGAUAUAAGUUAAAGGAGAGCCAGUUGCCGAGAAUACAAGCAGGUGAUCCAGUGGCACGAUACUUUGGAUUGAAAAGAGGACAGGUGGUGAAGAUUAUAAGACCCAGUGAGACUGCAGGAAGAUACAUCACUUACAGAUUAGUACAGUGAGGCGUCCCACAGAUAUUUUUGGCGUGAAAAUGGGAGACAAUCCAAUGAGAAACAUUGAAAACUUUGUUCGUGCUUCGUUGCUUUGUACUCGUUCCUAACUCGUGCCAAGGAUGGUCUUUCAGUUAGUUCUAUAACUGUAUGUGUCCUGUCAUUUGUUUUUUUUAAAAUAAACUUUGUAAAAUAU
Leucoraja erinaceus (little skate) is the source of this 917-nucleotide messenger RNA. It is a transcript of the gene polr2eb, whose product is annotated as RNA polymerase II, I and III subunit E, b. Bases 101 to 733 code for a protein of 210 amino acids. NCBI's taxonomy places the organism in Eukaryota, Metazoa, Chordata, Chondrichthyes, Rajiformes, Rajidae. Gene Ontology annotation, biological process: DNA-templated transcription. Gene Ontology annotation, molecular function: DNA-directed RNA polymerase activity; DNA binding. The transcript has 8 exons. Gene Ontology annotation, cellular component: RNA polymerase III complex; RNA polymerase I complex; RNA polymerase II, core complex. The record is from RefSeq and is a predicted model, not a curated record.